CACUACCAAGCCGAUUAGCAAGAGAGAGAGCAGAAGCCAAAAAUCUUAUAAAUUUGAUGAACUGACUGAGCCAUAAACCGGGAGUCCUUCAUCCAGAGCUGUGUUUCAAAGAGAGUCAUCAAGGCCAGGGUGUAUGACAGUAAUGGAAAAAAACGAAAAACAAGAGAUUGAGAUGUCCGUGCCUAGUGCUGAACCGCAGUUGGAAACUGAGAAGAAAAAGAGACCACUUGGCUUGAGCUACCUCAUCGACGAAAACCCGCCAUGGUACAUGUGCUCUUUGCUGGGAUUUCAGCAUUUCCUGACCAUGCUGGGAUCGACUUUGGCCAUUCCUUUCAUCAUUAGUGGCCCAAUGUGUUUUGCAGAUAACCCACUUGCCAUUAGCGAAGUAUUGAGUACCAUUUAUUUCGUUUCUGGUUUUGUAACCUUGCUGCAAACCACUAUCGGAGUGAGACUACCGAUCGUUCAAGGUGGAACAUUUGCCUUUAUCACCCCGACGUUCGCCAUCUUGUCUUUGCCGAAAUGGGCCUGCCCCACAACUGAAGGAAGCGGUAAUUCGACUGUCGACAGUGAGCUUUGGAAGCCCCGCAUGAGAGAGAUCCAAGGUGCAAUAAUGGUCUCAUCAUUAUUUCAAAUCUUUAUCGGCUUCACUGGCCUCGUUGGUUUUCUGCUUCGAUUCAUUGGACCGCUGACCAUAGCACCUACGGUUACGUUGGUGGGCGUGGCACUGUUUAGAGUAGCAGCAGACAACGCGGGGAAUCAUUGGGGAAUCUCCAUGACGACUAUUGUGUUCAUAGCUGUGUUUUCACAAUACCUCACAAAUGUUAAGGUUCCAGUUCCCGCUUACAGGGGUGGUCUGAGGAUUGGCCAUUUCCCUUUGUUCCGCUUAUUUCCAAUUAUUCUGGCGAUUGCAGUAUCUUGGGCUCUAUGCGCUAUCAUCACCGUGGCCGGAGGGUUCCCUUCUGAUCCUAUGAAUCCUCAGUACAAGGCAAGAACGGAUGCAAGAAUUGCUGUGUUAAAGGAAGCAGAGUGGCUCAGAUUUCCUUACCCAGGUCAGUGGGGAAUGCCUACUGUCAGUCUCGCAGGGGUUUUUGGGAUACUUGCUGGAGUUUUGGCCUCCAUUAUUGAGUCCGUGGGUGAUUACUAUGCAUGUGCGAGAUUGGCAGGAGCACCACCACCGCCAGAACACGCCAUCAACCGUGGAAUCGGAAUAGAAGGACUUGGAUGUCUUUUGGCUGGAGCUUUUGGUACCGGGAAUGGAACAACAUCAUACAGUGAAAACAUCGGGGCUAUAGGAAUCACUAAGGUUGGAAGUCGCCGAGUGAUUCAGUAUGGUGCGAUAAUUGUCAUGAUCAUUGGCGUUGUUGGUAAAGUUGGAGCUUUGUUCGUCAGCAUCCCAGACCCCAUCGUUGGUGGAGUUUUUAUGGUCAUGUUUGGAAUGAUCGCUGCCGUUGGAAUCUCCAAUCUGCAGUUUGCUGACAUGAAUUCCUCCAGGAACCUGUUCAUCGUCGGAUUUUCCAUCGUAUUUGGUUUAGCUCUGCCUCACUAUAUGGAAAACCAUCCCAACGCUAUCGACACAGGUGUUACCGAAAUUGACCAGAUCCUGACAGUCCUGAUGAAAACAAGCAUGGCAGUAGGAUGUAUUGCUGCUUUGAUUUUAGACAACACCAUCCCUGGAACUUUAGAGGAACGCGGGCUUAAGUCUUGGAGGUGUGAUCUUUCAGCUGAAAACGAUGGAAACUCUCAAACAGCCUCAAUAAGAGUCUAUGAUCUGCCGUUUUGUCUAAAACGUCUUGGUGACUGCAAAGCGGCAAAAUAUAUACCUUUUUUACCGUACAACCACAGUGAACCAAACAACGUAUAUGAUAUGGAGGUAGAAUAUUCUACUUCAAAUCUUUAGAGGGAAGAGUGUAGUUAAAGUAUGGCUUAGUAUGUCAUGAAGUAACCGUUAGGUAUGCUCUAAUGCUUUAAAUUAUAGAAGUGUCACUUCUGUACUUUUUGAUACAUAUAAUACUGCACCAAACAUUAAGAAAAGAUUCCGAAGAAAUAACAAUUCAGCCUCUAUAAUCAGGUUUUACUAUAGAAUCAAAUUCAUGACUGCUAGGUAAAAGCUAGUUCAAGUGAAAAUAAGUUUUACUUUUAGCUUGAUUUUAGCAGGUUGCUUUACGAGAUCGACUCUCAUGUACAUACCAGCACCUACUGACGUCACUUUCCAGUGAAAAUAAAGCUUUAUACGUUAAAAAUUCAA
Pocillopora verrucosa is the source of this 2245-nucleotide messenger RNA. Its product is annotated as solute carrier family 23 member 2. Gene Ontology annotation, cellular component: membrane. The record is from RefSeq and is a predicted model, not a curated record. Lineage: Eukaryota; Metazoa; Cnidaria; Anthozoa; Scleractinia; Pocilloporidae. Gene Ontology annotation, molecular function: transmembrane transporter activity. Gene Ontology annotation, biological process: transmembrane transport.